CGCCCCCCAUUACCAGAGCAGCUUAUUCUCACGCGGGUCGCCUCCAACUUGAAACUUCAAACACAGACACAAACGCGCACACGCCUUGGAAGGAGUGCAAAGCAGCGUGCGGAGGCUGAAGAGAACAACACUGUUUAUCUCUCAGUGGCCAGGAUGGACCGUAGAGGCGGAGCUUCUGAGUGCUCCGACCAAGGAGAGUGCAUCUCCAGCCAGCCGACAACCGGUAGACCGAGCGUCCUCCUCCAAAGUGCAGGCCAGCACGCCUCGCUGGAAACUGAUCGGGAAGUCGACGUCCAAAUAAACACGCCUCAAAGUAAUAUCAGCCGUGACGUCACCGCGGACGACACCUCAGGUGGAGACAAUUUGCCGCGGGUUCCUCUCCCUCCUUCGGUCCCCACCAAUCAGAAACGGCUGUCCUCCAGUGAGAGCCACGCCCCCUUCAAGACAAACGCUGCCCUCAUUGAAGAAGUGGCGGGAGAAGACUGUUGCAUUGGCUGCCUGCUGGCUUGUCUAUUCUGCGAGCUUCCGUCCAUGUGUUGGGCGGCGGAGAGGUGCGUGACGUGCGGAGGGGGCUCGUCCGGUUGCUGCUGGUUCGUUGACACCUGCUGCUGGUGCUGCUGCUGCUGCUACUGCUGGGACAAUGCGUGUGCGGCCCCGCUGGACUGCGGGAUACUGGAGGAGUGCUGCAGCUCCACAGACUGUUUGGAGAUUUGCUUGGAGUGUUGCGCCAUAUGUUUCCCCUCUUAGAGUGGCCAAUCCCGGAAGGAUGACAAGAUGAGGUCACUCCAAAGUUCAGACGGAGUCUUGGUUCCUCAUCGUACUGAGAAUGGGAACUUUGCUAGGACUCAUGGAGCGUGUCCUGACACAGGCUGCACUGCAAUUCAUUAACAGCAAUUAUAUGCACUCAUUUAUUUAAGGGCAAAACAGUUGAAUAGUGCUUAAUAUGGCUGCCUCAAAGUCCAGCGGCUUUGGGUUAAAAAAAAAUUAAAAAAAACGCGUGCCUUGCCACUGCAUGAAUGUACUAUGUGCUCUUUUGUCCAAGUUUUGUGGAAUCCCAUGUCAAGUUGGUGUGAUUGACUUCUCUGGAGGGGCGGGCCGCCCUGAACAGGAAAUUUGGGUAUGGUUGUCCGUUUUCGGAACAUCCAAACAGGAAACGGGAAGUUACUGAAAAGACAACGUGAACUAACCUUUGAGCCCUGACAGCCAACAUCAAAGACAUUGGCACAUAUUCACGCACAAGUUCUAACAAUGACACGCGUGAGAUUCUCCAAGAGGUUGUUAAUGCCCUCUGGUGGUGGUGAGUGGAACACAAAUUUACCUUCUGUUAUUUCAAACUUGGGAAAAACAUCUUUUAAAGCACGAAUAAAAUGAUGUAACCUCUGCGGUUGUUAUUUUCUUGUUCCCCCUCCCACCUAUUUUUUUCAAUACAUGGCAUGCAGCAAUGAGUAACGAACCAGGGGGGCAUUUUAAGGGCCUCACGACUCAAUAGUACUUUAGAGAAAAAUACUUUCUUCUCACUUUAUUUCGAUAUAAAGUUUCUAUAUAGAGAUAUGAUACAAUGUUACAUGAUUGUAAACAACAACAAAGACGACUCCCUUUAUGAUCCCGACAGCAAAACGUCCGUUGCUAUGAUGAAACAGAUUA
Molecule: messenger RNA, 1644 nt
Organism: Hippocampus comes (tiger tail seahorse)
Lineage: Eukaryota; Metazoa; Chordata; Actinopteri; Syngnathiformes; Syngnathidae
Product: myoD family inhibitor
Exons: 4
Coding region: 154-747 (197 amino acids)
Source: RefSeq, a predicted model, not a curated record